Molecule: messenger RNA, 1992 nt
Organism: Dibothriocephalus latus
Lineage: Eukaryota; Metazoa; Platyhelminthes; Cestoda; Diphyllobothriidea; Diphyllobothriidae
Source: the annotation of a GenBank genome assembly
GAUCAACUUCGUAAACUCCAAGCUCUGCGCUCCGGGUGCGUCGUCCGUGUUCUUCAGCUGACGGAGGACUGUUCGCGUCUUGCUGACCAGUACAAGUCGUUUCUGACUCCAGAGUCCUUCGUGGGGUCUGCCGCUUUCCUUCGCAGGGUCUCAGCAGGUGGGCACGAGUUCAGCGAUAGUUACCACGCCGACAUAUGCAUGGCGUCGUCCUGCGCAACGCAACUUGACAGGGGAUCCUCUCUGCCCCCUCCCAACAUCAGAGCACGAGCCGCCAAGUCUGGUAGACCAAUCAGAUCACUUAGUCGAUCCUCAGACAUGUUAGCCAUCGAGGAGGCCUCACAGGAGCCUAGUUCCUCUGCUAUGGAAGAGCCAUCAAUAAUAGAAACAUGUGCAGCCUCUGUGGCCAAGGUAGUGUCGUCCGAAGACAACGGAGAACUCUCCAAUUCCGUGGCAGCUGAGAAGACUACAUCUGGUAUCUCGCGAAAACUGAUUAAGGUUCAUCGGCAUAGGAAGACUUUAAAACCCGGCCAAGAUCGCAAAACAAUGAAUUCACUUGUCAAGAAAAGAAAACAAAAGGAAGCGAGGACUGCGGCUGUGAGACCCUGCACCUCCGCUUUGUGUGUUCGGGAACGACGACGCCGGGAUGCCAGCGCUAGACGUCGACGCCCCCAGAAAUCAUCUUGGUCAACACGUUUCUCACUGGUUCAUGGAGGGCGGCAUGAUGCCAAGGUCAGUAGAUCUGGGGCAUGCAUGCAAACUCUUCACAAGCCUUCCCAAACCGAGGCCACCCCACCAGUCACUGCCCUGCAGCUCGUCUCGACUGGACAACAGACUGGAUCUUCAGCUCUGGCUGCAACUUUGGCUAGCUGGUGCAUGGAGUUACUGUCUCGCGGAAUUAUUUCGUUGCCUCCUCGUGGUACGCGGAGGCCACUGUUAUCUCUGCCAGCUGCCGAGAUACUAUCUGACCUGGAUUGUUCAGACCCCAGAACGUACAUCCACGAAGACGAUCCACUCUGUGUUGAUGUAGAUCACGUUGUGAUUGAAGAAGUCACCGACACUGUUGAAGACUACGUAAAUCCAAGUGUCUGUCAAGAAAAAGUACUGAGUGAACCGAUUCGGGAUCUAGAGGUGAUACCAUCCUCCAGCUUACCGGACCCAAUCAACCGUUGUGAGACUGUUUCUGUCUGCUUCGAAGAACCUUCAACAAAUGCUGCACACACAGGAGCCAGUGGAAUAGUAGACAACGAGUCGGACAGAUUGUCGUGGCCUCUCGGCGAUGUUUCUCCCACGGAAUCCUACUCAGUGUCUCAGGAGGCGUUGGAUGCUGGUAUCCUUAGUCCACCGGAGGACCUAAGUAGUACUUCGGAUAUUUUUAUGGCGAAACCAAACCCCGGAAUUCAGGCAAAUUUGAAACUGCAAAGACUUGCCGAAGGCCUUCUUGAGGAAGUACAAAACCUCCUUCCUGUCGAAGGGGAAGGCUCUGGCGCAUCAGAGCGAGUAAAAUGUGCCGACCUGGAAAGCCUUGAACAGUGCUUCAAGGAAUUCCAGUCAUCCGCCGCUGAACUGCGUGACCUGACGAAAUCCUUUAGCGAUCCCAACGACGAGGGAAGAAAAAAGACUGCAGCACAAUCAAUGCGGCUUGUUCAGUUGGAUUUGUCUCUCCUGCGUUGUGCAGAAGAGAUCGGACACUGGCUUCAUCUUCUCGACUUCUCAACGGCUCAUUCUCCGAACAAUCUGUCUUCCAAGUCCAUACAACUAUUCCGAAUUAUUGUCCUUUUAGGUAAUUAUGGUUUUUUUUCACAAAUCAUUCCUCCUAGUAUACUCCUCUUGAUUUUAACCUGCAAGUUUCCACAUCUUUCUCACAUUUCCUCCCUCCUUGCCGUCCCUCCCAGCCAACUCCGAGUCAUACACAAUAUCGCUCUUCCGAAUCCUGUAGAUAUUACAAAUGAGAGCGAAGGCUCCGCUACCAAGCAGACAAUUAUAUUAUUCUGA